Schistosoma turkestanicum is the source of this 2355-nucleotide messenger RNA. NCBI's taxonomy places the organism in Eukaryota, Metazoa, Platyhelminthes, Trematoda, Strigeidida, Schistosomatidae. The record is from the annotation of a GenBank genome assembly.
AUGAUUUGGAAAUUAUUUUCAAUUAAAAUUUUUGUAUAUUGGACUACAUUGCUUAUAAGGGAGGUUCUUCUCUCUGAUACUAAAGUACCAAUGGUUGUAAAUCAUAAUAAUCAGAUACGUUUACAAGUCGGUGAUUUACUACGUCUUGAAUGCCCUAUUCAUAUUACUUCAACUGGUGGAUUAGUCUCAUUAUCAAAUGAUCGUGAUAUUAAUUCGAAUACACAUCAAUCUGAAUAUAAUACAGGUGUUAUUUAUAAUUGGAAAGUACAAGAUUUACAUGAUUAUUCAUUGGAUACUAAUGAUCAUUAUCGUUUUAGUCAACAACGUCGUAUACUUGAAGUAACUGAACCAUUACAAAUUUCUGAUUCAGGCAAUUAUACAUGUUCUGGAAUAACUGGUUUUGGUAAACGAGAAGUAACAUUUGAAGUACAUGUAAGAGAUCCGAACGUCAAUCUUCUAUGUGCCGUUCCAAAUGUGGAGAAUACCAAAGCAAAAGCCCCAUGUUUCAUUGACACAGCUUUGAAAACGAAUCCAUCAAUUAGCUUGGAGAGACUUAUCGGUUCAUCGGUCACAUUUAAUUGUGAAGCUGAAGGUACAGAACCAAUAAAAUAUCGAUGGUUUAUGGGUAAUGCUGUAGCUGAUUGGAUAACAACUGGUCAGGGAGUUCGUGGACCAGUUUUAACAAUUGAUCGAGUUGGUCGAGAACAUACUGGACAAUAUACAUGCCAAGUUGCUAAUGCUGUAGGCAGUCUAAAUUACACUUACAAACUCUUAGUUAGUGAACCACCAUCAGCUACACCGAAAAUUCUUGGUCCUGAACAGAAUUACACAUUUAAAAAUGAUGAAACUGCCGUAGUUAUGGCUAGAAUAAAAUGUGCAUGCGAUGAACCCGUGAUACAAUGGUUAAAACGAGUUGAACCAGGUGAAGAAUUAAUGUAUGAACAAUCAGGUGCAACAAAAAUCCCAUUACCGAGUGCAAGAAUAACUGAACAAAAUGAAUUCUAUGUUAUUUUAGGCUCAUGGGUUAAUUCACCUGCUAUUGUAGAAAAAACAACAGCCUAUACAGAUAGAUCAAGCACUUUUCAUGAUAUAAAACUUUCAUCAUCAUCAAUAAAUGCUAAUAAGGAUUUUAAUCACUUGCAAAUUAUCGAUGAUGUUGAUGAUGAUAGCAAUAAUAAUAAUAAUAACGAAAAACCAUCGAUUUACUUUCAACCUAAAACAAAUUACAACAAUAAGCAUAAUCAACAACAUUUUACAAAUCAAAAGAAGGAACAAUUAUUUAUGACUAAAUUACGAUUUCAAAAACCAAUCAAUAAAGAACGACAUGAAGGAAAAUAUAUUGUUAUGACAAUGAGUUUAUCAGAUGUUAAAAGUUUAGAAUAUAUUGUAAUCUAUGUGAAUAUAGAUCAAGAUUCAGCUUUCGCAAAAGGAAGACGUGUUUUAAUAUAUUUUCUUGUUCCGUUUGGUUUAUUGCUUGCCGUUCUUGGAUUAAUUGCUUACAUGUUUGUAUUUCGACGUAAACGUGCUCCAAGUCAUUUAAUAUCUUCUAGCAAUGAAAGGUGUAUUUUACGAACUGCUGAACUCAGUCCUGAAGCAUAUCAUGUUAUACCAAAUGGAAAGAAGUCUUCUAGCCUGAAUACAUCAUCCAGGCUAUCUUCAAACAGUCAAAACACUGGGAAACCAAAUUAUUCUUAUAUGGGAAUUCAAUCUUCCUAUAAUUCAAGUGAUAAUCACCAUAAUCAGACAUCAAAAGGACAAGAAUUAUUAAAUCAUUAUCCUAACAUUCAGGUUAAUCCGUCACAUUUUAAUCAACCUGCAAACUUUUCUCAAAAUACUCCGAUUUCAAGUGAUCCUCGACUUCUUUUAAAUAUUAGUGAUGAUUCUAGUCGUGUGAACAGUAAAGCAAGUUCUGGAAUGAAUGGUAACUGUAUGCCUGCUUCUCAUCCAUCUCACUGUAUCUUACCUUGUCCACCUAACACUCAUAACAUGACACCAUCAAAUCAUAGUGAUAUUCAACAAGCGAUCAAUAAUUUCAAUCAAUUUCCAGCUUAUUUUAUGAGUUCAAAUGAACAGAAUUUAAAUCCCCAAUCUUUCAAUGGAAAACCUCCACAACCAACUUAUCAACCUGCACCAUUUCCAGGUCCAAUGCCCAAUUUUAUGCUAAAUGUUCCACCAGCGCCUUCUAACGUUAGUGAAGUAUCAUUUGAUCAAUAUUCAGCUGUAAGUCAAAGUCCAGUCUCUUCAAGUACUCUUACAAAUCAUUACACAGCUCCAUUCGGUGAUUUUGUUCAUAAUGAAAAUUCAGAAUGUAAAGAUUUUCGACAUCAUUUUCAACCUCAUUAUCUUCAAACAUAA